AUGUUUAAUCUUAUGACUUUAGGAGAAUGGCAUGUUCAUGAAUUUGAUGCAUUAAAUGGGUCACUACUGAAAAAGGAAAGGUCUUCUCCUCAAAUUGUCACCAAUGCUUGUGAAACUCUAACCUACCCAGUGCUACUUAUUUGUCAGCUUCAGGGUGUGCAAAUGGUGACAACGGUAAGGCCGGUGGACUAUGAGUCAAAGGAGGGAGAGAUCACCUUCAGAACAAUGAGCUUCAACAAGUGCAGAAAACUUGACGAGUUGUAUAAUCCUGAUGAAUUGGAUAAGGUUAUUACUGAGAAAUCUACAAGCCCAAAGAGAAAGAAGGUGGGGAAUCUGAAGCUGCAAACAACAUUCUCCUUCAAAUAUCUACUCUCUGAUAAUUCUGAUUCAAAGGAGAAAGUUGAUGGCUUGCUCAAUAAACAAAGCCCCCCAAUUGUGUUGCCAAAACAAGAAAUGUUGUUUUCGCCAAAGUACAUUGGGGAGCAUGAUGUGGCUGCAAUCAAGCUGCAGAAGGUUUACAAGGGCUACAGGACUAGAAGAAAUCUUGCAGAUUGUGCAGUUGUUUGUGAGGAGCUAUGGUGGAAAGCUUUAGACUUUGCUGCUCUAAGCAGGUGUUCCACAUUAAAUUUUGACUCUGCUAAAUCAGAAACAGCAAGUUCAAAAUGGGCAAGAGCUAGGACCAUGGCUGCUAAGGUGGGAAAAGGUUUGUGCAAAGAUGAUAAGGCGCAGAAAUUAGCUCUAAGGCACUGGCUUGAAGCUAUUGAUCCACGUCACCGUUAUGGUCACAAUCUGCACUUAUACUAUGAUGUUUGGUUUCAAAGCCAGAGUUCACAACCUUUUUUCUACUGGUUGGACGUUGGAGAUGGGAAAGAAGUAAAUCUUGAGGAGUGCUUAAGAAGUGAAUUGUAUAAGCAAUGCAUAAAGUAUCUUGGACCCAAAGAGAGGGAAGCAUAUGAAGUGGUUAUUGAGGGAGGAAGGCUAGUUUAUAGAAAGAGCCAGAACCUUGUACACACUGUGGAGGGAUCAAAGUGGAUUUUUGUUCUUAGCUCUUCUAGAGUUUUGUACGUUGGUGAGAAAAAGAAAGGUCAAUUUCAGCACUCAAGUUUUUUGGCUGGGGGUGCCACUGUUGCAUCUGGAAGAUUGGUUGCUCAAGAUGGAGUUCUUGAUGCCAUAUGGCCCUACAGCGGUCAUUACUGUCCUACAAUGAAGAACUUUAUGGAAUUCAUUGGGUUCUUGAUGGAACAUAACGUGGACUUGACCAAUGUAAAGAAGUAUGCAAUUGAUGAUGACAUCCCACCUUCAAAACCUGUUGAUGAGGAGCUACAGAUUGAAUCCAAAAUGGCUAACAAUGCUAGUUCAAGUGGCUUUACCAUUGCCAAAAACUCCAAUGAAGACAAUCUAGCUCAAUCUGAUACCAGUAUGCAAAGUUCAAAAGUUAAAGAGAGGGAACCAUUGUCAAGAAAAUGGACAACUGGAGCUGGUCCUAGAAUUGGUUGUGUGAGAGAGUACCCUGCAAAACUCCAAGUUAAGGCACUUGAACAACUCAAUCUAUCACCUAGACUCAACCAUGGAAAAGUAGCAGCCAAGGCACCCAUUCCCUCACCAAGGCCUAGUCCGAAAAUCCACCUAUCUCCCAGUCUUGUGCACAUGGGAAUGCCUAACCCCUGA
Messenger RNA from Sphenostylis stenocarpa, 1668 nucleotides. The record is from the annotation of a GenBank genome assembly. Lineage: Eukaryota; Viridiplantae; Streptophyta; Magnoliopsida; Fabales; Fabaceae.